AAGUUCAGUUUUUACGAGAAGAGUUUUUUUUUUCCUCCUCAAUUCAUUUAUUUAUUUAAUGAUCAUCGCUUCGCCUAAAUCUCUGUUUCUUCUUCUCAUAGCGCGUUCAACGCAAACAAAAACAAUAAAUAAUUAAAAAAAAAUCAAAUUCCGAGACGCACUAAAAUAUUCUAGGGUUUAAUUACGUUCCCCCUUGUUAUCACUGUUUAAUUUCCAUCGACCCUCGAUUUCUUCUUCAAACUACUGUCUCGGUAAGGGUCACUGCAAUGCAUCGAGUGCCCAGUACUGGGAACAAUUCUAAUUCUAGCCGACCACGUAAAGAAAAGAGGCUGACAUAUGUAUUGAAUGAUUCUGAUGACACAAAGCAUUCUGCUGGCAUAAAUUGUUUGGCUGUGCUAGAGUCAUCUGUCUCUGAUGGGUUUAACUAUCUCUUCACUGGAAGCCGUGAUGGCACGCUUAAGAGAUGGGCACUGGGAGAAGAUGCUGCCACUUGCUCUGCUACAUUUGAGUCACAUGUUGAUUGGAUAAAUGAUACUGUAAUUGCUGGUGAAAAUACUCUUGUUUCCUGCUCAUCAGACACCACAUUGAAGACAUGGAAUUGCUUGUCUGAUGGGACUUGUACCAGGACACUUCGUCAACACUCAGACUAUGUUACAUGUCUAGCUGCAGCUGAAAAAAAUAAAAAUGUGGUUGCCUCUGGGGGUCUUGGGGGGGAGGUUUUCGUAUGGGAUAUUGAAGCUGCAGUCACUCCAGUCUCAAAGUCUAGUGAUUUAAUGGAAGAUGAUUGUUCCAAUGGUAUCAAUGGUUCUGCAAAUUCAUUACCUAUAUCAAGUUUGCAAACAAUUUGCUCAAAUAACGGUCUUACUGCCCACACAACUCAAUGUCAUGGAUAUGUCCCCAUUGCUGCCAAAGGCCAUAAAGAGUCAGUCUAUGCAUUAGCUAUGAAUGAUAGUGGAUCCCUUCUUGUAUCUGGUGGAACUGAGAAGUUGUCUUUUAGUGAAUUCUUUUAUUUGUUUCUAUCCAUGUUCUUAUGUUCUGUAUUUAUUAUAUUGGUGAAAAGUUUGAUAGACAUUUUGUAUUCUCCCAGGUACUGUUUAUCUGGGUCCUCUGAUUCCAUGAUCAGACUAUGGGAUCUUGGUCAGCAGCGUUGCGUGCAUUCGUAUGCUGUGCAUACAGAUUCUGUUUGGGCACUUGCAAGCACCCCGACAUUUACUCAUGUUUAUAGUGGUGGUAGAGAUCUUUCUUUAUAUUUGACAGACUUGACAACAAGAGAGAGUCUUUUGCUUUGCAAAAAGGAACACCCAAUUUUGCAGUUGGCAUUGCAUGAUGAUAGUAUAUGGGUUGCAACGACAGAUUCUUCAGUUCAUAGAUGGCCUGCUGAAGGACGAAAUCCUCAGAAGGUCUUUCAAAGAGGUGGUUCGUUCUUGGCUGGAAACUUGUCUUUUUCAAGGGCAAGAAUUUCCUUAGAAGGGUCUACCCCUGCUGCAGUUUAUAAAGAACCAAUCUUUUCCAUUCCUGGAACUCCAGCAAUAGUUCAGCAUGAAAUUUUAAAUAACAGAAGGCAUGUAUUGACUAAGGAUACUGCUGGUUCAGUAAAGCUCUGGGAGAUAACCAGGGGUGUUGUGAUCGAGGACUAUGGACAGGUUUCAUUUGACGAGAAAAAAGAGCAGUUGUUUGAGAUGGUAAGCAUUCCGGCAUGGUUCACUGUGGAUACCCAUCUCGGAAGCGUGUCUGUUCAUUUAGACACACCCCAAUGCUUUUCUGCGGAGAUGUAUUCUGCUGAUCUAAACAUAGCUGGCAAGCCUGAGGAUGAUAAGGUUAAUCUAGCUCGUGAAACCCUUAAAGGUCUGUUGGCUCAUUGGAUGACCAAAAGUAGGCAAAGACUUGGUUCCCAGGCUUCAGCUAAUGGAGAUGUUUUAUCAGGAAAAGAUAGUACUGCAAGAAGUCUUGCUCAUUCAAGAAUUGAGGUAGAUGGAAAUGCUGAAAAUGACUCCGUGGUCCAUACUCCUUUUGAGUUUUCCAUAUGUUCCCCUCCGUCAAUUAUCACUGAGGGUUCCCCAGGAGGUCCUUGGAGAAAGAAAAUUACUGAAUUGGAUGGAACUGAGGAUGAGAAGGACUUCCCUUGGUGGGUUUUGGAUUGUGUUUUAAACAAUCGGCUACCACCACGAGAAAACACCAAGUGCAGCUUCUACCUUCAUCCAUGUGAAGGUACUGCUGUUCAGAUCCUCACUCAAGGGAAGUUAAGUGCACCUCGUAUUUUGAGAAUACAUAAGGUUGUUAAUUAUGUCAUAGAAAAGAUGGUGCUUGGGAAACCAAUUGAUACUGCAAAUACUGGUGGGUCAUUUGCUCCUGGGCUUGGAGGACAAUUGCAGCAUUCAGCUAUUGGAGAUGGAUCUUUUCGAUCUGGAUUGAAGCCUAGGCCAAAGCUCCGGCCUUCUGUUGAGAUUGUAUGCAAUAAUCAGGUCUUAUCUCCAGACAUGAGCUUAGCUACUGUGCGGGCUUACAUCUGGAAGAAACCUGAAGACUUGGUCCUUAAUUAUAGAGUGGUUCAGGGCAGAUGACCUUAUCGACUUCUGGGAGCAGGUUUGUAUCGGAGUCAUACUGUUGUGAAGUGUUUGGAAUUGUAUUUUGUUCAUCCUAGGUUGCCCAUAAUAUGUUGGAUCCUUGUAUAUUGGAAAGAAGAUGAGUGGUUUUCAAGCUGGAGGCAUUCGCCUGACUUCAUCAAGACGAUCAUCUUUAAUGUUUUCAAAGUCAAUCAGAUGCUAUCGUAAAGUUUUGGUCUUUGUGUAGUGCAUGCUUUCACCAUACAUCCGAGAAAAGUCCGUACGGUCGAAAUGCAAGCGGCAGAACAAUUUGUAAACUCCGGGGGACAAUCAGCUCAAGGUAAAGUUAGUGCAAGGAAAGCUCUGUAGAUUUGUAUUGUGGGGGAGAUAUUAUAGAAACUAUUGUUACCAAGUGUGUUUCUUUUCUUUUUCUUUUUG
Molecule: messenger RNA, 2981 nt
Organism: Hibiscus syriacus
Lineage: Eukaryota; Viridiplantae; Streptophyta; Magnoliopsida; Malvales; Malvaceae
Product: WD repeat-containing protein 48-like
Exons: 18
Coding region: 267-2561 (764 amino acids)
Biological process (GO): double-strand break repair via homologous recombination; protein deubiquitination
Molecular function (GO): ubiquitin binding
Source: RefSeq, a predicted model, not a curated record